Messenger RNA from Ceraceosorus guamensis, 1168 nucleotides. RefSeq names its product vacuolar protein sorting-associated protein 28. NCBI's taxonomy places the organism in Eukaryota, Fungi, Basidiomycota, Exobasidiomycetes, Ceraceosorales, Ceraceosoraceae. Gene Ontology annotation, biological process: protein transport to vacuole involved in ubiquitin-dependent protein catabolic process via the multivesicular body sorting pathway. Gene Ontology annotation, molecular function: protein-containing complex binding. The transcript has 6 exons. The coding region runs from base 195 to 914 and encodes 239 amino acids. The record is from RefSeq and is a predicted model, not a curated record. Gene Ontology annotation, cellular component: ESCRT I complex.
GACAUCCGCUCACGACUGCGACUCAAGACUUGAGGCCACCUUCUAGCUCUCGCAGGACAAGUCGUGCCUACAUUGCGUUCUCGCUUCUCCUCUCUGACGGGCGAUUCUCGUCGUUGUCCAGCCAGGCACGGGGGUACUUUGGCAAGAGGCUGACCAAGCAACGGCGCAGGACUAGGGUGGUGUUACUCGGCAAGAUGCAAGAUAUCAAUCCUUAUGAGGAAGCGCGUCUCUACUCGCCUCAUUCGGCAGCGACGAGAGAUGCGUGGGAGAGUAUGGCCACCUUGUUCUCCAUCAUCGUAUCUUUGGAAUACUUAGAGCGAGCUUAUGUUAGGCAUGGCGUGGACGACAAGACAUACGCGCCCGCAUGUCAGCGACUGCUUGCUCAAUUCAAGACCCUCAUGAAGCUCGUAGCUGUGCCUGAGAGUCAAUCCCCGAAUAGCGUCGGACCUCUAGGGGGCACGAUGGAUGGACCCAUGCCCGUGCGGGAUGUCGCUGAUUUCAUGCAGCGGUACAAGAUGCACCACACGGCAGCUGCACACCGUCUAGCUGUUGGCGUACCAGCUACGGUGGAGCACGCAUCAUCCUCGGGCUCAUCGGGCGAUGGUAAUGCGAGGGAGAGGGGCAAGAACAUAGCAGAGACGACGCAAGGAUUCAUCACCUUUAUGGAUGCAGUCAAGUUGAAAAUGAGAGCAAAGGAUCAACUGCAUCCUCUGCUGGGUGAUUUGAUGGGCGCGUGGACUAGAGCGGGUGGAGAACAGGGGACAAGCAACGAAGCUAGAGCGAAAGUGCUCGGAUGGCUCAUCAAGCUCAACAAGAUGGCAGCGGCGGACGAGAUUACGGAUGAGGAAGCACGGCAGAUGCUCUUUGACGUGGAGGGUGCAUACACGGCGUGGUUCGCCUCUCUCCAAAGCUAAUGCAGCUGCGCACAAAGUCUUUGCAGUCACAAAUGCGCCUUCGCUUUCCCAAAGUGGUGCAUUUGCACGGUCUAUCCGAGUCUCUCUCUCUCUCCGCUUUGUUCCCAUCAACUCCUUUCAUCAGCAUGUUCCAAAUGUCACCCAUCACACGUUUCUCUCCUGUACUGCGCAAUCGAAUCAGUUCCGUCGACAUCCAGCAGUGCGUUGGGUUCGAGGUACAGAUGCUGUCAGGACCACGCAAGACUGCUGGUCCU